Fomitopsis serialis is the source of this 865-nucleotide messenger RNA. RefSeq lists its product as uncharacterized. The record is from RefSeq and is a predicted model, not a curated record. The coding region runs from base 164 to 784 and encodes 206 amino acids. Lineage: Eukaryota; Fungi; Basidiomycota; Agaricomycetes; Polyporales; Fomitopsidaceae. The transcript is spliced from 2 exons.
UUCGAGCUCACCUACAGGCGAGGGUGCUGGUUAGUGAGUGGCCCUUCAGGUUGUUUCGACGCGUUAUACUCGCAGACUGACCGGACCUUGCCCCCAGCCUUCCCCUUUUUGACGACUUCACUUUCCUUCUUUCACGCCUUUCCUACGCACUGCCACGUCGAAUAUGCGUUACCCCGCCGUUUUAUCUGCUGUGUUCAUCGCCGUCGCUGCGGCACCUGCACUAGCCGCCCCCUCGGGACUCGGCGUCCGUGCGCUCGAAGAGGAUGCGCUCGCACAGCGCAGCUUCGACGACGAGCUCUACGCUCGGGACCUGAUCUUCGGACGGGCGGACACGCCCGCCAGGCCGGGACUACACCGCAGUAACGCUGUUCGCAGACCCCACCGCCACGCCCAGCACCCACCCCAACGGGACGCUUCGAAACGGCUCCCGUCGUCCCCCAAGCCCGCGGCUCCCAAUCCGCAACAGCGGAGGGAGCUUGACGAGCUCUAUGCUCGGGACCCGAUGGACCGCGGGAGACCAUCGGGGCGUGUACUUUACCGCGGACCGCCUUCCCGUCCACCUCAGACUAGACUGCGCCCAUCAGGCCCAGUUCCGGUACCUCAGAGGCCUCGGAGGCCUCACGGUGCCAACAAUCUUCCGACUAUUACUCUUACUUCACCGCAGAAUCAUCAGAGGGACCUUGACGAGCAUUUGUUUGCGAGGGCAACCGAGGAGGACGAGCUGUUCGCGCGCGCAUGGGAGGAUGCGGUGUUCGCCAGGAUGGACGUGGACGACUUGGACUAGUGCAGGCUACGUCGCCCACAGCAGAUCACUUGACGUUGUAGUGCGUGUUAGGUAGUGGAAUGAGAUUGUUGAGUCGUGAAA